This is a messenger RNA of Microthlaspi erraticum, 456 nucleotides long. NCBI's taxonomy places the organism in Eukaryota, Viridiplantae, Streptophyta, Magnoliopsida, Brassicales, Brassicaceae. The record is from the annotation of a GenBank genome assembly.
AUGGAUGGUUAUGGGAAUGGAGAUUUGAGCAAGGAGGAUCAGAGGAGAUCAGUGGAAGAGGAGUCUGCAAGGGGACAACGUGAAGACAAAGUAAGAGGAGUCUGCAAGGAGCAACGUGAAGACAGAGUAAGAGGAGGCAAGGCAUCUUCAAAGUGGAGAGAGACACCGGAACAAUGGAACGUUCCUACUCUCUACAACUGGAAUUCGGGGACGAAUUCUAUUAAGGGGGGGAGAAUAGAUCACAACGAAGACUUGGAUCAAGACAGGAUCAAGAACGAUCGAGCAGAACUGAAGAUACAACAAGAUUGUCCAGGUGGGACGAUCAUUGUACGAACAUGGGAAGAGACGACGAAAUAUCAAAGUUCUCCAAAUCAAGAAGAGAAGAGUUUGGACGACAUAAGAGACCAUUCUAAGAAGUUUGGUCGAAGCAGAAUGCAAAUCGGACGAGCAGAUUGA